Messenger RNA from Camellia sinensis, 3108 nucleotides. RefSeq names its product receptor-like protein EIX2. NCBI's taxonomy places the organism in Eukaryota, Viridiplantae, Streptophyta, Magnoliopsida, Ericales, Theaceae. Gene Ontology annotation, molecular function: protein binding. The record is from RefSeq and is a predicted model, not a curated record.
AUGCGAAUUGUCGCAUUUCUUUUUCUUGUCAAUCUCACCAUAGCAGCCAUUUUUGAAAUUAGCUUCUGCAAUGGAAACCAUGAUGUGAUAUGCAUGGAGAGUGAAAAACUAGCCCUAUCCAGAUUCAAGCAAGACCUAAAAGACCCUUCCAGCCGACUCUCUUCUUGGGACGUAGAAGAUGAUUGCUGUAAGUGGGCAGGAGUUGCUUGCGACAACAUAACCGGCCAUGUCCUUGGGCUCCAACUUCGAAAUCCCAAUAGUUCUAUGGAUUAUGAUUUCGAGUUUCAUGAUUAUUGGUACAAGAGGUCAGCGUUGAGAGGUCAAUUAAAUCCUUCUUUGCUAAAUUUGAAGCACCUCAGGUACCUGGAUCUAAGUCUAAAUGAUUUCGGAUCGGUACCAAUCCCAUCCUUCAUUGGAUCUCUGGUAAGUCUGCAAUUUCUUAACUUAUCCAAAGCAGGAUUUGUGGAUACAAUUCCCCAUCAACUUGGAAAUCUGUCAAGUUUACGUUUUCUAAGUAUUGAAGAUAAUUAUAAUUGGAUUAGUGUUCCUGACCUUGAAUGGCUUCAUGGUCUUUCCCAUUUGGAACACCUUGACCUAAGUGGAGUGUAUCUUAGGAAGACACCCAACUGGGUACAAGUAAUUAACAAGCUCCCUUCCUUAGUCGAGUUACACUUGUCUGGUUGUGUACUUGAUUACAUUCCUUCUCUAUUCGAUGUUAAUUCUACAUCUCUUGCCAUCCUAGAUCUUUCCUUUAACCAAUUUGGUUCUUUGAUACCUAGAUGGAUCUUCAGUCUUAGUAGCCUCGUUUCUCUUGAUCUAAGCUCAAGUAAUUUCACAGGCCCAAUACCUGAGGGUUCUUGGAACCUAACUUCUCUCACGACCCUUAAUAUCUCUAAUAAUGAUAAUCUCAAGUCUUCUUUACGUAAUUCUCUGUUUAGUAUGAAUAGCCUUGUUUCUCUUGAUCUAAGCUCAAGUAAUUUUGUAGGCAGACCUAAAGGGUCCAAAGAAAAUGGAUUUGAAGGUCCAGUUCCUAUGGCUUUCUUGAACAUGACCAAUCUUGAGCAUCUUGAUCUAUCAAAUAAUGAACUUGAGGGUACAUUUCCUAUGGUUUUGCCGAACAUGACGAGUCUUAGGUAUCUUGAUCUAUCACUUAAUAAACUUGAGGGAAGGCUACCAAGAUCAUUGGGAAAUCUCUGCAACUUGAGUUUUAUUGAUCUAUCAUAUAACAACUUUAGUGGGGAAUUGUUUAGAAGUUCGUCUAAAUGCGCAGAGUAUGCUUUGGAGUCAUUGUUCUUGUAUGGGAAUAAACUCUCUGGUCUGUUAACUGAUGAACUCAUACAAUUCAAAAAUGUGCGAGACCUUAUUCUCGGGGGUAACUUGUUUUCUGGUCCCAUACCAGUCAAUCUAGGAAGACUAACGUCCUUAGAAAGAUUGGUUUUAGAUGGAAAUCAAUUAAAUGGAACUCUUCCUCAAAGUCUUGGACACCUUUCAAAGUUAAAACAUUUUGAUGUGUCUGAUAAUUUGUUGGAAGGAAUUGUGUUUGAAGCUCACUUCACCAAUAUCAUAAAUCUAAGGGAAUUUUAUGCCUCUCGAAACCGAUUGACUUUAAAAGUGAGUCCUAAUUGGAUCCCUCCCUUUCAACUUGAAGAGGUAGAACUUGCAUCAUGGAAUUUGGGUCCAAAGUUUCCCAUAUGGGUCCAAUCACAGAAAAACCUUGGGUAUCUUGAUCUCUCCAACACUGGAAUAUCAGAUAGGAUUCCAAUUUGGUUUUGGAAUUCAUCUUCAUCGCUCUACUUUCUAGAUCUUUCCCACAACCAAAUAUAUGAUGAGAUCCCAUAUAUUCUUUAUCCUCCUAACAGGGGCCAAAGUAUUUACUUGAGUUCUAACCACUUUAGUGGUCCAAUACCCCGUCUUUCGCCCAACUUGAUUGAGCUUGAUCUUUCUAACAAUUCAUUCUCUGGGAGUAUCUCCCACUUCUUAUGUGAUCGGAAUGACAGCCAAUCCCUAGGAUAUCUUAAUCUACAAGAUAACCUUUUAUCAGGAGAAAUUCCUGACUGUUGGAUGAGUUGGCAAUCUUUGAACAUCGUGGAAAUGGGAAACAACAAUCUGACAGGGAAUAUUCCAAGGUCCAUGUGGCUUCUAGAUUUGAAUUCGUUACACUUGCGUAACAACCAUCUCUCUGGUGAAAUUUCUUUGCCUCUACAAAGCUUCACAAGUAUAGUAGUGCUUGACCUUAGUGAGAACGAGAUUACUGGAAGCAUACCUACAAGGAUGGCAGAAUGGUUUCCAUAUUUACUUGUUCUCGCCCUUCGUUCGAAUAAGUUAGAUGGCGCAAUACCUCCAGAACUUUGUCACCUCACCUCUCUUCAAGUCUUGGAUCUUGCACACAACAAUUUGUCUGGAGCAAUACCAUGGUGCAUCAACAAUUUUACUACCAUGGCAUUGAAGAAAUACUCGAGCGAUCCCAUUAGAUAUGUAUUUCCAGUCACCACUGAUAAUCGUUUUCAUCAAUUUGGCGAUGGUUUCAUAGAUAAUGCACUUUUGGUGACAAAAGGAAGUACGUAUCAAUAUGACAAGAUUCUUCCUCUUGUGGUUAGCAUGGACCUUUCAAACAACAAUAUAUCUGGAAACAUCCCUGAGGAAUUAACAAGUCUUGUGGGAUUGCGAUUGUUGAAUUUUUCUGGAAAUCAUUUGACUGGUGUUAUUCCAAAGAAAAUAAAUAACAUGGUCCUGCUGGAAUCUCUUGAUUUAUCUGGAAACCAACUAUCCGGUGAAAUUCCUUCAAGCAUGUCAGGUUUGGCAUUUUUGAGUUACUUGAAUUUGUCUUAUAAUAACUUGACAGGGAAAAUUCCAUUGAGCACUCAACUCCAGAGCUUUAAUGCUUCUAGCUUUGUCGACAACAAUCUUUGUGGACUUCCACUCACAAAGACUUGUAGUGUAGAUGGAAAAACACCUCAUGUAAGGAAUGAAGGAGAUAGUGAAGGUACUAAUUCUGAAGUGGAUUGGUUUUAUUUGUUUACAGCUUUGGGAUUCAUUGCAGCAUCUGCAGCGCCAGGGGCUUCUAUACAUAUUUGUCUGCAGAGAAAGCUUGUUGAAACUGUCGUCUGA